This is a messenger RNA of Schizophyllum commune H4-8, 820 nucleotides long. RefSeq lists its product as uncharacterized. NCBI's taxonomy places the organism in Eukaryota, Fungi, Basidiomycota, Agaricomycetes, Agaricales, Schizophyllaceae. The coding region runs from base 9 to 584 and encodes 191 amino acids. The record is from RefSeq and is a predicted model, not a curated record. The transcript has 2 exons.
CCACGUCCAUGUCAUCGACCACGCCAGAUUCCUCCGCGCCUAAAGUGCAGGGUGCAAUCUCUGCGCCCAUCACCACCACCUCUAAGCGGGUCGCAUUUGCCGCUGGAACUGCCCCGGGAACGGCCAGGGCGCGGACAACCGCCAAGUCGAGCAGUCGACGCACUCGUCCUAGUUCCACCUCGACGCACAGGAGACGCCCUCGCCCUCGCCCUCGCCCUCGCCACAUGGUCUAUGCCAUCAUGCUGACGGAAAAGGGUAUGAAGUCGUUCAAUGACGCACAUUUCGGCCCAGCGCCGCCGGGGCUCAACGAGGAGGAGUACCAGUCUUGGUGGGGAAACGAGAUGGAGGCCCUGUAUUCCAUCAUUCCCAGGCACUGCCUCAACCGCUUCGAUCUGCGCAACAUGGACAAUUUCGAGCUGACGUUCGUUCGCGACGGGGACCAUGAAGCUCCAGCAAUCGUGUUCGCGGACAAUUCCUCUCGUCGAACCAGCUCGCUGCCGGACCCUGAGCAGGUCGCCGCUGUUGCGAAGUAUAUUCACCAGGAGGGCGACGAGCCGAAGUGGUAUAGGGUAGCCAAGAUGUGACUGAAUAGUUGCUUGAGAACGAACAGCAGUCGGUUGCCGCUUCAACUGGCCGCAUGCCAUACCCUCAUCUACAUCGACCCCAUCAUCUCAGCCAGAGUGCGAAACGGUCUGGAUGGCCGACCCUUGCAUGUAUCCCUUGCUUUCCCCUAAGCUGUCGCGUCGUACCAUGCUCUGAAGUUACUGUGUAAUUGUACUCAAUGGAUAGAACGGGAGUUGAGAAAGUCUUGAAACGGAAA